CUUAACUUUUUGCGGCGCUGCAGAUUCAAAAAUAUUUAUUUUCAUCGUGAAAGCAAACAUUUGCAAAAGAAAGUUUUUGGGGAAUGGAGGAGAAUAUAGUGCAAUAUCUGUUGCAAGGCAACGUUGCUGUGAAUGCUGGUCCAAAUGCAAAAGAGGUUUUUCUUGACCAAGUGGAAAGUGAAUAUAACGAUGGAAAUAUUCUCAAAUCCAUUUUCUACCAAGUACGUGCGCUUUAUCAGGCUUCUCAGGACCGGUACUUUCAAAUUGAAUCGUCUGUAUGUGGAAAUCAACAACCACGCGAUAAGCCCAAAUUGGCGGAACAAUUGCUUCUAGGGAUGAAUGACUGGGAAAAGGACAACCUAAAGAGUAACAAGCUUAUGCAGCUUGCGCUGGAGAAAAUUAGUAUACCCAAUACAAACUGUAACACCGAAGAUAAGCCGCAAACAGUUUCGUGUAACUUUCUGCAAAAUAUCAUUGACCCUUUAGAAGGCGUGCGCAAAAUCGAAGAAAUUUGUCAACAACUGCCCAAAGAAUGGACAAUACUCCAAUUGUGUAAAGGACCUCGAACGGAAACUACCUUUUCAGUAUUCCGGCAAAUACAAGAGUUAGAUUCAAAUAUAUAUGUAACAUUAUUGAGGCAUGCACGUAGUAGGGAAUAUGCAACACCAAUAUGCCUGCGCUUCAGUGGACCAGAGCAGAAGGGGCUAUUCAAAAAAUAUGCCAACGUUGCAAAUCAAUUAAAGCAAUGCAUUAAUGUGGAUCCAAAAGAAUAUAACACGAAAGAAGCAAAAAAAUUAUAUUGGGAUAUGUUAUACGAAUUAGACCAGCACAUUGCACAAGCAUUGAAAGAGCUGAAAAACUUUUUUUUUCCUUGGAGUUUUCUAUUUACUGGUCAACCUUACACCAGAUCCCCCACUGAAGCUGCGUUGCUGCUGAGUAAGCAAAGAAAAGCAUUCGCUAAAGUCGAUGACUUUUGCAAUGAGUACCACUGGGAAUCACAAGAACGCGUUUUGCUCUCACUUACCGCCAUGAAAGUCGAAUCACUGUCGGAACUGGAAAUUCAUAAAAUUUGUGCAUUGCUUACAAGCAAUGGCCGCGAGCAAAGUAGCGCUGCUAAAUUACUAUUGAAACUACAAACUGCUUCAGCAGAAGCCCGAGAAGAUGUUGGAAGCGACACUAGCAACGGCACAAAAGAGCCAUCUAUUCAUCACUAUCCAUGCAUUUUAAUUGUGGAUGAGCGUCUUGAUCAUUUCUUUUGGGAGGAAUUGAACGUCCAACAAGAAUACUGUCGUGUUAGUUCUCUACAAUGUCUUUGGCGAUUGCAUACUCUUUACAGAGAACGCAUUCAUAGUGGGUAUCUGCGCGUAAACAUCACUGAUGGUGGCUGCCUUCUGAAUCCUGAUAACAAUUUACCAAAGACGGAGAUGCGCAUGCGUUGCUUUUUCGAGUUUUGGCUGCCAAACUGGUUGAAGAAGGUCGCACAAAAGCCAACACAAGACGAGCUCCUAAACGACUUUUUUAAGCGGAGUUGCUAUGUGUAUGCUGGCCACGGCUCUGGAUUGCAAUACAUCCAAGGCAAACAUAUUGCCCGUCAGCAAAUGAAUUGUGUGGUCUUCCUUUUUGGGUGCGACUCGUCACGUAUGCAGUCAAAUGGACUGUACAGCGAAUUAGUUGGCUCCCACUUAUACUACCAUGCUGCCAAAUGUCCUACAUUGGUUGGUACAUUGAUGCCUGGAUUGGAUGCAAACAUGGACAGUAUAGCGACGGAAAUACUUAGCCGCUGGAUAGCCCCCCAUUCGAGAAAUGUGUUGCCCUGGCAGUGUAUCGAUCGUGUAAGCUGGCAAAAGGAGGGCGUUGUAAAACCCUCAAAAAAUGAUAUGCCCACAGUAGCCGACGUCUCCCCAUACCAAAUAGGCAGCUUGUGUUGGGUUCUAGCGCGCAUACAUCAGCGUCGUACUGAACCAAAAUAUUACAAUACUGUGCCAUAUGUUUGCCGUGGACUACCAGUUUGGAAUUGCGACGUUGAACCCUUGCCACCGUUGCCAAAUAAGUAGAAGUACGCUGUAUUACUAUGAUAGUGCUAUUCGCGUUGGCAUUCGCAAUUAUAAUUAUUAAGUCUGUAUUAUGGCUUUUAUUUUUCUACCAAAAAAUGUUAAUUAUGUAAUUGGAAAAUCUUGUAUGUAUGUAUGUGAAAGCUUAUCAAUCCUUAUUUUUAAAUAGCAUAUAAGCAAACAUAUUUUGUAACACCACCAUCGGUCUAUGUACGUAUCAAACUAUAAAACUUCGCAUUAUGUAAGUAAGCCAUUAAAUAAAUCAUAAUUGAAUAUAAGAUAAAAUGAGCGUUACUGCUUAAGAGAGCCUUUCAACGAAGAAAAACUAUAACUGCGGUUUUUUGACAAAAUAGUAAGGAAUUUCCAUUCAAAAAUCUUACAUUUUUAUUUAACUUUCAUUACGAUAGCAUCUUAAACUAAUCUUAUUAAUGAUUAAAAAUAAAAGUAUAUGAGAACUCAAUGAAUUAC
Molecule: messenger RNA, 2519 nt
Organism: Rhagoletis zephyria (snowberry fruit fly)
Lineage: Eukaryota; Metazoa; Arthropoda; Insecta; Diptera; Tephritidae
Gene: Sse
Product: extra spindle pole bodies like 1, separase
Biological process (GO): meiotic chromosome separation; proteolysis
Cellular component (GO): cytoplasm; mitotic spindle; nucleus
Molecular function (GO): cysteine-type endopeptidase activity
Source: RefSeq, a predicted model, not a curated record